AUGUCUUCACAGCCUCACCCUCUGUAUGGCACCACAGCCUCGCCCUCAGUAUGGCACCACAGCCUCACCCUCUGUAUGGCACCACAGCCUCGCCCUCAGUAUGGCACCACAGCCUCGCCCUCAGUAUGGCACCUGGCCUCACCCUCAGUGUAUGGCACCCACAGCCUCGCCCUCAGUAUAGCACCACAGCCUCGCCCUCCAGUAUGGCACCACAGCCUCGCCCUCAGUGGCACCACAGCCUCGCCCUCAGUAUGGCACCACAGCCUCGGCCUCAGCAUGGCACCACAACCUCUCACCCUCUGUGUGGCACCACAGCCUCACCCUCAGUGGCACCACAGCACUCGCCACUCAGUAUGGCACCACAGCCUCACCCUCCUGUAUAGCACCACAGCCUCGCCCUCAGUAUGGCACCACAGCCUCGCCCUCGGUAUGGCACCACAGCCUCGCCCUCAGUAUGGCACCACAGCCUCGCCCUCAGUAUGGCACCACAGCCUCGCCCUCAGUAUGGCACCACAGCAUCAGUGUGAGUGA
Messenger RNA from Homarus americanus (American lobster), 531 nucleotides. RefSeq lists its product as uncharacterized. The transcript has a single exon. The record is from RefSeq and is a predicted model, not a curated record. Lineage: Eukaryota; Metazoa; Arthropoda; Malacostraca; Decapoda; Nephropidae. The coding region runs from base 1 to 531 and encodes 176 amino acids.